AUGGCCUCUGCUGGACGUGUUCCCCAGGGUGAAGUCAUCAUGGACUUCGCCGAUGGAGGCUCCUACGUUAAGAACAAGCUCGAGGACUCUGCUCUGAACCUCGAGCGCCGGAAAAUCAAGCGCGAGGAGGGUGCGAAGGCCGCCAAGGCUCUCGAGUCACUCGACGUCAAGCCCGCCGAGGAGAUGAAGGGCGCCGAUGUGGACCUCAUCGAGCUUGGUGUCUCGAAGGAGGAGGCUCAGGCUGCUCUCCGCGCUGAAAAGGGCGACGUCGUCAAGGCUCUCGUCCAGCUGACUGCCCCGGGACGACGAUGA
This is a messenger RNA of Trichosporon asahii var. asahii CBS 2479, 312 nucleotides long. RefSeq lists its product as uncharacterized. Lineage: Eukaryota; Fungi; Basidiomycota; Tremellomycetes; Trichosporonales; Trichosporonaceae. The record is from RefSeq and is a predicted model, not a curated record. Bases 1 to 312 code for a protein of 103 amino acids. The transcript has 4 exons.